GAAAAUUCACCAAUGAACACAUAAAAAUUAUCAUUGUUAUUAUUUUCUUAUCUUCUUAUCUCCUCUCUUCAAUUGAUAACAACACACCAAAAUAGCAAUAACAAAAUGAAAAUGGAGCUGAUAUUCAUUCCUUCUCCGGCAACUGGUCAUCUAAUGGCCACCGUGGAGAUGGCGGAGCGACUACUCGAUGAAAACAACCGCCUCUCCAUCACCGUAAUCAUCAUAUCUUUCAACUCCAAAACCACCUCUAUAAUCGCCGCUCUCACCGCCGCAUCCAAUACCCGUCUCCGUUACGAAGUAAUCUCUGGAGAAGAACAACCCACCGAGCUAACGGCAACUGAUUCCCACGUCCAAAUUCUGAAGCCACUGGUCAAAGACGCGGUUGCAAAACUCCUCGAACAGACUCGACCUGACUCGCCUCGUCUCGCUGGAUUUGUGGUCGACAUGUACUGCACAUGCAUGAUCGAUGUGGCCGACGAGUUCGGGGUCCCUAGUUACUUGUUUUACACAUCCAACGCUGGCUUUCUUGGACUCUUGCUUCACAUGCAGUUCAUGUACGACUCGGCUGAGGAGAAUAAUAAGUAUGACAUGAGCGAGUUCGAAGACUCGGACGCUGAGUUGGUGGUUCCGAGUUUGACUCGUCCGUAUCCGUUGAAAUGUCUUCCUUACAUAUUCAAAUCAAAGGAGUGGUUCUCGUUCUUCCGAACUCAAGCGAGAAGAUUCAGAGAGACCAAGGGCAUUUUAGUAAAUACUGUUGCAGAGCUCGAACCUCAUGGGUUGAAGUUUCUCUCCAACGGUGAUAGUGACACUCCUCCUGCCUACUCAGUGGGGCCAGUGUUGCACCUCAAAAACGACACGGACGUUGCACAAGCGGAGAUUUUGGAAUGGCUCGAUGAGCAACCGGCUGGUUCGGUAGUGUUCCUCUGCUUCGGGAGCAUGGGAGGCUUCAGUGAGGAACAAGCGAGAGAAAUUGCCACCGCGCUUGAGGGAAGCGGCCACCGGUUUCUCUGGUCUCUCCGCCGUGCAUCUCCAAAUGUAAUGAAGGAACCUCCUCGUGAGUUCUCCAACUUGGAGGAGAUUCUCCCAGAAGGGUUUAUUGACCGGAUGAAGGCAAGAGGGAAGGUGAUUGGCUGGGCCCCACAAGCGGCCGUGCUGGAGAAGCCGGCGGUCGGAGGUUUCAUCUCUCACGGCGGGUGGAACUCGACGCUGGAGAGUCUGUGGUUCGGAGUUCCCACGGCCAUUUGGCCUCUUUACGCUGAACAGAAGUUCAACGCCUUUGAGAUGGUAGAGGAGCUUGGAUUGUCGGUGGAGAUCAGGAAGUACUGGCGAGGAGAUCUUUUGUUGGGGAGGACGGAGAUGAAACUCGUUACGGCCGAGGAAAUUGAGAGAGGGAUAAGGGUUCUGAUGGAGCAGGGUAGUGACGUGAGGAAGAGAGUGAAGGAGAUCAGCGAGAAAUGCACUGUCGCCUUGAUGGACGGUGGAUCGUCACGCAUUGCUUUACGAAAGUUUCUUCAAGACGUAGCGGAUAAUAUCGCUUAGCUGGAAAAACAUGACAUGUAUUUUCAAGUUAGUGUAUUCUAAAAGAACAUGGAAGACUUUGAGGUUUUGUGUUCUAAAAGGUUGUUCUCAAGACGUUAGUUUGUGACUUUGGGUUGCAAUAUAAAGGUAGUCCUGUAACACCAAAGUAAUUUUCUAUGCUUCAUAAGUUAUAUUUAUAUACACUAGGGGGUUUUUCGGUCUACGCCCGAAUUUUUUCCUAUAAUAUUAGUUUAAUU
Brassica oleracea var. oleracea is the source of this 1775-nucleotide messenger RNA. RefSeq names its product UDP-glycosyltransferase 71B6-like. The transcript has a single exon. Gene Ontology annotation, molecular function: UDP-glycosyltransferase activity. The coding region runs from base 106 to 1539 and encodes 477 amino acids. NCBI's taxonomy places the organism in Eukaryota, Viridiplantae, Streptophyta, Magnoliopsida, Brassicales, Brassicaceae. The record is from RefSeq and is a predicted model, not a curated record.